UCCCUCCCUCUCUCUCUCUCCUUACAGGGACAGACAUGGCUGACGGAGUGCAUGAGGAGAGAUACGGGUAAUUUUGUAUAUUUCAGAGCUUAGAAAUUUGAGAGGAACGUGCUUCUGAUGGAUAUGAAGGCGACGGUGACCCUCGGCGUAAUUUGCAGGUUAAAUUGUCCUGCAGUGGCGAGGCUCUGAUGCUGGCGGCACCAUCACUGUGAAAUAAACUACAAACUCAUUAGGAGAAGCCAGCAGAUACGCCAAAGCCAUCAAAAUGUCUAAAAGCAAGAGCUCUGAAUCUGUUAAGGUAGUGGUGCGUUGUCGCCCCAUGAAUGAGAAAGAGCGAGCCGCCAACUUCCAGAGGGUGGUCUCAGUGGAUGUGAAGUUUGGGCAAGUGGCCGUACGCAACCCUCGAAGUGCGUCCUCCCAUGAGCACCCAAAAGUGUUCACCUUCGAUUCCGUCUAUGACUGGAAUUCAAAGCAGAUGGAGCUCUACGAUGAGACUUUCCGGCCAUUGGUGGACUCUGUACUUUUUGGCUUUAAUGGGACCAUCUUUGCAUACGGCCAGACGGGCACCGGAAAGACUUUCACGAUGGAAGGGGUACGAAAUGACCCCGAAAGGAGGGGUGUCAUUCCAAACUCCUUUGAACACAUUUUCACACACAUCUCCCGCUCUCAGAACCAGCAGUACUUGGUCAGGGCUUCAUACUUGGAGAUUUAUCAAGAAGAGAUCAAGGAUCUUUUAUCAAAAGACCAAUCGCGCCGUCUAGAGCUCAAAGAGAGGCCAGAUACGGGUGUCUACGUUAAAGACCUCUCUUCAUUCGUCACUAAAAGUGUUCGUGAGAUUGAGCAUGUGAUGAACGUGGGGAACCAGAACCGCUCAGUUGGUGCAACUAACAUGAACGAGCACAGCUCUCGCUCUCACGCGAUCUUCGUCAUCACCGUUGAGUGCAGUGAGUUGGGUCCUGAUGGAGAGAACCACAUUCGGGUUGGGAAACUCAACCUUGUUGACCUGGCAGGAAGUGAAAGACAGACCAAAACUGGUGCACAGGGCGAGCGCUUGAAAGAAGCCACCAAAAUCAACCUCUCUUUGUCAGCUUUGGGCAACGUCAUCUCAGCGCUGGUGGACGGGAGAAGCACCCACAUCCCGUACCGUGACUCUAAACUUACAAGACUGCUUCAGGAUUCUUUGGGCGGAAAUGCCCGUACGGUUAUGGUGGCCAACAUUGGGCCUGCUUCCUACAAUUUGGAGGAGACUCUGACCACGCUACGCUAUGCAAAUCGCGCAAAAAACAUCAUGAAGAAAAAACCGUGUGUAAGAGGAGACCAAAGAGGCGCUGUUUUUGGGGUUUUUGGGGGGGAUUUUGCGCUUUUGAGAGAAGUUUUGGAGAAGGGGUCUGGCAGGAAGAGGAGAAAAAGGAGGAGGAGGAGGGUUGGAGAAGGAGGGGAGGAGCUAGAAGAUGGGGAGGAUGAUGAUAAUGAGGAGGAAGAGGAUGAUGACGAAGAGGAAGGAAUAGAUGCGGAUAAGAACAUUGUGGAUUAUUGGCACGAACAACAGGAGAAGCUGGAGAAGGAGAGGAAGGCCAUCAUGGAGGACCACAGCCUGGUGGCAGAGGAGAAACAGAGGCUGCUGAAAGAGAAGGAGAAGAAGAUGGACGAUCUUCACAAAGAGAAGGAGGCUUCAGAGAUGCUGGCGGCCAAAGUUAAGGCCAUGGAGAGCAAGCUGCUGGUGGGAGGGAAGAAUAUUGUCGACCACACCAAUGAGCAACAGAGGAUUCUGGAGCUGAAGAGACAGGAGAUAGCCGAACAGAAAAGGCGGGAAAGGGAGAUGCAGCAGGAGAUGGAGUGUCACGACGAAGAGACACUGGAGCUGAAAGAGACGUACAGCUCACUGCAGCAGGAAGUUGACAUUAAGACCAAGAAACUGAAAAAGCUCUUUUCCAAGCUGCAGUCUGUGAAGGCGGAGAUUCAGGACGCCCACGAUGAACAUGUCAAUUACAGGCAGGAGCUGGAGCAGACGCAGAAUGAGCUGACAAGAGAACUCAAACUCAAACAUUUGAUCAUCGAGAACUUCAUCCCUCUGGAGGAGAAGAACAAGAUUGUGACAAGAGCCACUUUUGAUGAAGAAGAUGACCUUUGGAAAAUGACCCCCAUCACCCGUAUUCAAACUGAUCAGCAGAUGAUGAAGAGGCCUGUUUCUGCAGUGGGCUACAGACGGCCUCUGAGUCAGCACGCCCGUGUGGCCAUGUUGAUGCGGCCUGAUGUCAGAUACAAGGCUGAGAAUAUCUUGCUGCUGGAGUUGGACCUGCCCACACGGACCACAAAAGACUACGAGGGCCCGGUGAUCGCGCCUAAAGUGGCUGCGGCUCUGGAGGACGCUCUGAGGGAGGAGGACGAGAUCCAGGUGGACGCCUCUGGUCUUCGUGCCAGCCUGGGCUCCAGUCCAGGCCUCAGUGCCUCAGCUGCUGGGUUUUCCAAAAAACCAAAGUCAGGCCGCCCAAAAACUGGCAAGAAGGUGAGCACUCCAACUUCAGCUCACAGCCCUCUGUCUGGCUCAGGGUCCCCUCUUUACCCACAAUCCCGAGGGCUUGUGCCAAAGUGACACCGACCCUCUGUGAAAUCCUUCUCUGCUCCAUAAAAACUGAGUGGUUUUGGCAUUAAAGUUGUCAGUUUUUAAACACAGACAGAUUUACGAAGGUGGAACAUCUUGUGUUAUUUAAACCCACCAAUCAGCUCUCGAACUAUCUUGUUUUUAGAUGCCGCUUAAACGGCCCGUUCAUAGCACAACAAAAAAAUAGUUACGUUUGGCAAUCUUUAAAGCUCACUAUAAGAUAAAGUGCCACAGAUUUAGUUUGCACUCAAGCUAAAUGUUACAUGUUUUGUGUGUGUGUGUGUGUGUGUGUGUGUGUGUG
This is a messenger RNA of Cyprinus carpio (common carp), 2903 nucleotides long. Its product is annotated as kinesin-like protein KIF3B. Lineage: Eukaryota; Metazoa; Chordata; Actinopteri; Cypriniformes; Cyprinidae. Gene Ontology annotation, cellular component: spindle microtubule; nucleus. The record is from RefSeq and is a predicted model, not a curated record. Gene Ontology annotation, biological process: mitotic spindle assembly; microtubule-based movement. Gene Ontology annotation, molecular function: microtubule binding; plus-end-directed microtubule motor activity; ATP binding.